AUGCCUCCACAUCUCCACCCACGGUCGCGCUCGACCAUGUCGCUCUUUACAACCACCCUCGCGGUCUCCUUCCUCGUAGUCGCGACACCCCAUCUCCUUCCGUGCCCCGUAGACCCGAGGACCCUCGCCGACUCUCCAGACCCUAAUGCUUUGUCCGGCCAGCCAAAGAGGAGGCGGAGGAGAGUUCCCAAGGAGGAGACGUGCAACGAUAUCAUGAGCGAGGAGCGGAGGAAAAUCAAGGAAGCGGAAGAGUGGGCGACGCCAAAGAGGGAGUGCCCGGUUCCCAAGCCUGGUGGGCUGAUCGGGCAGGUACUAGGGUUAAAGAAGGCAGAGGAAGAGGAGGAGCAGCCGUCCAUCACAACGCAGGUCCAGCGCGCGCGGCGGAAACCGACAUCGGCGGAUGGGGAGGGUCCAUAA
Didymosphaeria variabile is the source of this 417-nucleotide messenger RNA. RefSeq lists its product as uncharacterized. NCBI's taxonomy places the organism in Eukaryota, Fungi, Ascomycota, Dothideomycetes, Pleosporales, Didymosphaeriaceae. Gene Ontology annotation, biological process: mitochondrial respiratory chain complex IV assembly. The record is from RefSeq and is a predicted model, not a curated record. Gene Ontology annotation, cellular component: mitochondrial matrix. The transcript has a single exon. Bases 1 to 417 code for a protein of 138 amino acids.